CCGUUCCGUUCCUCGUCAGACAGCCGAAUCCCCAAAUCCUAACCCUAAGCCGCCGAUCCCCGCCGCCGCCGAUGUCGUCGGAGCCGCCGCCCGCGGAGCCCUCCGAGGCCGCGGUUCCCGCCAGGCCGUCGGCCUCCCCGCCGAAGGAAUCGGAGCCCGCCGGCGCCGCCGCCGCGCCAGGGGCCGCCCACGAGACGAACGCGCUGUGGGUCGGCAACCUGCCCGCGCACGCGGGCGAGGACGACGUCAUGGCGGCCUUCGCCCCGCACGAGGCGCUCGACUGCGUCGUCACGCGCACCGGAUCCCGCAGCUACGCCUUCGUCCUUUUCCGCUCCGUCGCCGAGUCCCGGGCCGCCCUCGAGGCGCUCCGCGGGUCCAAGGUCAAGGGCGCCUUCAUCCGUGUCGAGUUCGCCCGGCCGGCUAGAGCUGUUAGGAACCUAUGGGUUGGAGGAAUUAGUCCGUCUAUUUCAAAGCAGGAGGUAGAGGAGGAGUUUCAAAAGUUUGGAAAGAUUGAAGGUGUUGCAUUCUCCCAUGAUCAAACUUCUGCAUACAUCGACUUUGAGAAGCUGGAAGAUGCCAUUUCUGCCCAUAGAGCCUUGAAUGGGGCAGAUUUAGGGGGCAAGGAAUUGUGUGUUGAUUUCCAGAGGUCCAGAGGCAGAGCGGAACGGUUGGAAGCAGGCAACUUCAACAGUAGAGGAUCGUUGCCACCCGGUGAAAUGGGAGUUGGACAUGCAAAGGGUUCUGCUGGAGUACGAAUGAGAGAGGCAAAAAAUCCUACCAAUGUUCUCUGGGUGGGUUUACCCAAUACACAUAAAGUUAAUGAGGAGGCACUGAGGCGGGCUAUGGCAGCACAUGGUGUGGUUACAAACAUCAAAGUUUUUCCAGAAAGGCAGUAUGCUUUUGUGGAGUUUGCAACCAUUGAAGGAGCUUCUAAUGCUAAGAAUCUUCUAGAUGGGCGUCUUUUCAAUGAUACAAGGAUUCAUGUUCUUUUCUCCAGCAGUGGGCUUGCACCCAAUAAACUUGAUAACCUAACACCACCUGCUGGGUUCCCUAGAUCAGAGAUGUACAAUGAUAGUCCAUAUGCCGCACCUGAUUAUUUUGGUGCUGGUCGCAGUAGUCAUGGCACAUCACAAGGGUAUGAUCCUCGACGUGGAAGAUCAAGAUACUUGGACUAUGGUGCAAUGCCAAUCACUGGUGGUAUCCUUCCAGCACCUGAAGCUGGCUCAUCUUUGUUGACUGUACAUUCUGCUCAUAAUGCGCUUGAUCCGAGAGAAGCCAAAAGGGUGAGGUUGGAUGCUGGCAUGGACCCUUACCAUGUAAGGGCAGGCAGUGAGGGUCUUCAGCCGGUUGCUGAUGAGAGCUUUAGCUCUGUUAUUCGGAUCCAGGGCACGGCACACCAAACUUCAACCCUUGGGCACUUCUGGCGUGGCAGUAUUGCCAAAGGUGGAUCUCCUGUUUGUCGUGCUCGCUGCUUGCCUAUAAGGAGGGGCAUUGAGAUACCUUUACCGGACAUUGUUAAUAUCUCCGCUAGAACAGGAUUAGAUAUGCUGGCAAAGCACUAUGGAGAUGCUUCGGGUUUUGAAAUUGUCUUCUUCUUACCGGACAGUGAAGAUGAUUUUGUGUCUUACACUGAAUUUCUGCGGUACUUGGGCUCAAAAAGUCGCGCAGGGGUUGUUAAGGUUGAUGCAGGAACCACUUUGUUUUUGGUCCCGCCAUCGGAUUUCCUGACGAAUGUUCUGCAAGUUGAUGGUCCGGAGCGCCUUUAUGGCGUGGUACUGCACAUUCCACAGAUGUCCAAUGCUGCUGUCCAGAGACCUGUACUGACUGGACCAGAAUCACAAGCUUAUUAUGAUGGUGGUGAUACCAUGCUAGCGAUGCAAAGAAAUUACAAUAUGGGCUCUGCUAAUGGCAACCAUCAUCAGGAUGCUGAUUAUCGGGGAUCUUUACGUGAGGAAGCAGUUCAGUCAGGUGUAUCAAGCUUUCCCAUGAGCCAAAUAGCAGGACAGCAAGGACAGUCACUCAAGCCUGAUAUUAUGGCCACAUUGGCUAAACUUAUGCCAAAUGUGCAGCCAACAGUUCCAGCAAAUAGUCAGGUGGGUAAUCUUCAGCAAUCCGGUCAGCAGUUCGGCAGGCAAGCUCCAGCAAGCUAUGGGGGCAUGGUCGGUGCUCAGGAGCAGCACCCAAUACAUACUGCUUACAACCCUGAGGUACAACAGCAACAAAAUGUUGCUUCUGGUUCUGCUCAAGCUACUGAAGAGGCGGAUAAGAACAAGAAGUACCAGGCAACCCUCCAGUUUGCUCACAAUUUACUGCUGCAGCUACAACGUGGAUCUGGAAACCAAUCUUGAUAUUUAAUACUGCUUCAGGUAAGCUCACCUCUACACCCAGUGUGUUAUUUUGUUUGCUUUAUCUUUUCUGCUAAAAUUAGGGACAUAGUAAUAGAUUUAGCCAACUUUAGAGGAUGAAACGCAUUUUGCACGGAUAAAUCAAGGAGCAUAAGUUUCCUGGGAUGUUUGGUAAGGAAUAUAAUAAUUGACAAAAAGUUAAAAAAUUGCGGUUGUUACCUGAAAUAUUGAUAACUGCCAAUCAUCCUGGAUAGUGCUAAACUAACCAUAAAACUUAGAAUGUGAGAUAGAAGUCACACCUAGCACAUCCUAAUUGCACUAAUAUAGACGGGCAGAAAACCUUGCAGCUAUCAUGUAAUUAAUUAACAAGUCAUGGUAUAGAUUAGGAUAGGUGCUGCAGAUGAAUGUUGCAUCAUGUGCGUGGUGGGUAUGUGGUUGUGCAAUACGGGUACAAUUAAGCGGAUCAGAACUAGUGGCUUAGAUACUAAAGUUUAUCUAACAAAUUCACACAUGUAUCCUUUUGAUUAGCUUGAUAGUUUUAUGUGCAUUAUCUGUUGAUAUUUGUUGCUUGCAUAAUAAAUCGAUAUCCGCGUAUUCUAUCUUGAUUGAAUUCUGGAGUUCUGUUCUACUUAGGGUCUGUUCUAGUUUUGACUGCAGUAGUUUAAGAGUCAUGGUAGAAUGUUGCAUAGCUUGCUAGAGGCAUUAUUAGUUUUUUGAUUGAUAUAAUGUAUGAACAUCUUUCAUGUAAUGGCUGGCCUUAUUGAAUCCAAACUGGUGAUUUGAAACAAAGCAAAAACCAUUAUUCACUUGCA
Molecule: messenger RNA, 3157 nt
Organism: Triticum aestivum (bread wheat)
Lineage: Eukaryota; Viridiplantae; Streptophyta; Magnoliopsida; Poales; Poaceae
Product: flowering time control protein FPA
Exons: 7
Coding region: 72-2348 (758 amino acids)
Molecular function (GO): RNA binding
Source: RefSeq, a predicted model, not a curated record